Molecule: messenger RNA, 1560 nt
Organism: Zingiber officinale
Lineage: Eukaryota; Viridiplantae; Streptophyta; Magnoliopsida; Zingiberales; Zingiberaceae
Product: mitochondrial phosphate carrier protein 3, mitochondrial-like
Exons: 6
Coding region: 218-1309 (363 amino acids)
Biological process (GO): mitochondrial phosphate ion transmembrane transport
Cellular component (GO): mitochondrial inner membrane
Molecular function (GO): phosphate transmembrane transporter activity
Source: RefSeq, a predicted model, not a curated record
CUCGCCCUUCACUCGCGCUCGUGACGGUGGCAUUCUUUGAUUCGCCCACAAAGCUUCCAGGAGCACAGAGCGCACCGCCGUCGCCGUCGCCGACGGGAGUGCUCUCGUCGGUGGGUCGAUCCGGCUCGAUCCGAUCGUAUCCGAAGACCUGUUCCUAGUUCAAGCAAUCGGCCCUCGUCCAUGGGAGACUCCGGAGGUUCCCCCAACUCGCCCCUCCAUGACUUCCUCUUCUCCGUCUCCUCCGUCGUAUCGUUGGGCGCGGAGAGGAUUCGAAGCUGGAUCCCUCCCUCCGGGUCGCUGCAUAUGGAUGCGGAUUUCGGGGAGAAUUCCCAGCUGCGUGGUUCGUUCUUCUACGAGCCGUCGAGGGAACCUAGGGAAAUCGAGAUGCAUUCCCCUCUCUACUACGCCGCCUGUACAUUGGGCGGCAUCGCCAGUUGUGGCCUUACUCAUAUGGCCGUCACCCCGCUCGACCUCGUCAAGUGCAAUAUGCAGUCAGAUUGAUCCAGCAAAGUUCAAGAACAUCUUGGGAGGGUUUAGUGUUUUGUUAAAAGAACAAGGUUUUAGAGGCUUUUUCAAGGGUUGGGUGCCAACUUUGCUUGGUUAUAGUGCCCAGGGUGGAUGCAAAUUUGGAUUUUAUGAGUUUUUCAAGAAGGUAUACUCAGAGCUUUCUGGACCAGAACAUGCUUCAAAGCAUAAGACUCUCAUUUACCUUGCGGGAUCUGCUUCCGCUGAAAUGAUUGCUGUUGUGGCUCUUUGCCCCAUGGAGGCAGUGAAGGUCAGGAUCCAAACCCAACCAGGGUUUGCUAAAGGUUUGAGAGAUGGCCUUCCCAAGUUUGUUGCAUCAGAAGGUAUUCCAGGACUUUACAAAGGACUAGUUCCACUAUGGGGACGUCAGAUUCCUUAUACAAUGAUGAAAUUUGCUUCUUUUGAGACGAUUGUUGAAAUGAUAUACAAGCAUGUCAUUCCCAAACCAAAGGAAGAAUGUAGCAAACCACUACAGCUGGCCGUGAGCUUUGCUGGUGGCUAUAUGGCCGGAGUAUUGUGUGCUGUGGUUUCUCACCCUGCGGACAACCUCGUCUCCUUUCUGAACAAUACAAAAGAAGCUACUAUCACUGAUGCUGUAAGACGGCUUGGUUUGCACGGCCUUUUUACGCGUGGUCUUCUCCUUCGCAUUGUGAUGAUUGGCACUCUGACGGGAGCACAAUGGGGAAUCUACGACACCUUCAAAGUUCUCAUUGGCCUGCCAACGACUGGCGGUGUUGCCCCCCGUCCAACCGUUUCAAGUGAAAAACAUGCAAAACAAAGCUGAUAGUCUCCACCAUGUUUUCCAGUUCUCAGAGGCACGUUCUUCAUAUUUUCUACCAUCUUUUCUUAGACGCAUUUUAGACAUUACAAAAUGAGGCAGUUCAAUACCAAAACAAUAUCUGUCAAAUGCUGUUCCAAUUCUAAAGUUUUGUUUGUUUGUUUGUUUCUUCGCUUGCUAUUCUUUUAGUGCCAGCAGAAUCCAAAUUGCUGUAACAGUCUUUUCAUAAAUAACAAUUUUUCUUUUGCUUUUGACCA